UUGAAAAGAAAAUCAAGCGAUACAACAGGAGGUCGAGGAAUCAUUGCAUCAAACGGUCAACCUUGGCUGGAACAACGACGCUUUGCCUUGCAUACCCUUCGUAACUUUGGUUUGGGCAAAAACAUCAUUGAGGAGCGAAUCAUGUAUGAAUUUGAGAUAACCUGUGAAGACUUGGACAAACGGCUCACAGCAGGAGAAGUUUCUAUUAAUCCCGAAAAAAUGUUUGAUCUACUCAUUGGCAACAUUAUUCACAGGAUGCUAUUCACAGAUCGAUUCGGAAAGAUAACCUGUCUUCACUUUGCAGGCCACAGCACUGUUUCCCUCCUUUUCUAUCUCUCCCUAGCCUCAUCCGCGAUGUUGGCAUUGAAGCGCGGCGGCGACGCUCGCGUGGUCCGGAUCCAUUACUCGUUACCAGCUGAAAAUUCAGCUGCUCCAUCCGUGCAACGAAUACGUCAGCCCACCUGGUCGGUCCCCCGAGGACGUUUUGCAUCGCGAUAG
This is a messenger RNA of Strongylus vulgaris, 498 nucleotides long. Lineage: Eukaryota; Metazoa; Nematoda; Chromadorea; Rhabditida; Strongylidae. The record is from the annotation of a GenBank genome assembly.